AUGUCACAAGACACACAGAACGUCGCUCCAUGGCUCGCGGGCCUCGGCGACGAUGAUGAUGUGUCGUGGGAUAUACCGAUUCCUUCCGACAUCAACAUCUCGUCCGCCAGCCACGACGCCAACUCGAUACAAUACGGCUCCACGCGCAACUCGAGGCGCAAAGUCAGCGGCCCAUGGGGCUCAGUGCGAGGCACAACCCAGAAACGACGAAGCCCGCUAUCAACUUUGAGCAACAGUAACAACAAUACCCAGCGUCGUCCUCACGGCUUGUCGAAGCUCACGCAAUCGCGAUCCUUCUCUGGCGCGUCAGACACAUCUGUGGUGCAGUACGACACUGUCGCCCAGCGGUCGAAGAGCUCGUCGCCGGCAAAAAAGCAGCAGACUUUGGAGUGGAAGAGACGUCUGCUACAAGGAAGAGUCGGCUACGGUGAUCAGACCGAUCUCUUUGGCGCGACUGGGCUCGAGAACAUUUUCGCCCAAACACCUGCAGAUGAUGGACCAAAGAAGGCCACGAGCAGCAUGAGCUGGCUGGACCGAUCUGCUGUGGCCGCGAUGCCGUCUAGUCCCCCGCCUUGGCCUUCGCAGCACGAUCAGUCUGAGCGAUACGAGGAGCAUGAGAAUGUGGAAGAAGGAGAUCGUCUGGGCACAGUCGACGAGGAGCAUGAGAGCAGGACAACAGCCGAGCAGUAUCAGAAUGAAGACAGUUUUGAGAGCAACCCAUACGAUCUGCAGGACUCAGAAGAUCCAGAGAUCCCAGGGACUGAACUGGACCAGCCAUCGAAUGUACCCUACUCGAGUCCUGAUCGACCCAUCACGGACGUUGCGCACGAUAACGUUGUGGGCAACCGCACUAUGAGCGGACAAACGGAUCUUGACGACUUCAGUCCGGUCUUCGUCUCGAAGCAUACAACAAUGACCGGCCAGGUGGAGUACAAGGCUUUGGACUCGCGACUUGUCAAGCAAUUCCAGAAGAGCACAGUCGACCUUCGACAUCCUAGCCAGGGGCAGUCUUCCGAUGAUACUCUUGCGGAACCUCAGGAGCCAUCCAUAGUGGAGCAGUCCGGAUUCACUGACGGACCCGAGAGUGAGGUACUUCCAGCUGUGCCAGAUCUGUCUCUGUCAGAAAACCUCCCAACUGGCACACCACCAACCGCGAACCUUGGAGAGAAUGUGCAAACAAGACGAGGUGGCUGGUCCGCAGAAGGAUCGUUCAAAGAGAAGCCACUCAGCCCAUCCCCAUCCAAGACUGAGCCGUCAAUUGUCCGACAUCAAACGAGCGAGUUGCUUUCACCGGUUGAUGCUACCUCACGAAACGAUCGGCCUGCCACCCCAAGCCAAGGACAAUCUGAGCCACGCUCGAGAUCAUCGGGCAGUCCGCUGAAAUUGUUCGGCCCUCAUGAUACCUUCACCAGCAACAGACUGUUGAGACGCAUGAGUCAACUGGAUCCAGAUCUCUCUCAGAUUCGCUCAGACGAUGGAGACGAGGAGACACGUCAGCAUCGCCCGUCAGCUGUCCGACAACCCGGCUUUCGCAACGUGUCGGGCAACUCGUUCGGCAGUGGUGAUCUCAGUGGCCACCCCUUCAAUGCUGAAAUCACAAUAACGAGCGCAUCAGACUCCGACAGGGCUGAUAGCGAUCGUUCGCCGGGUUCAGAGGUACCGCCUCCGGGCAGUAGAGCUCCCCUCGGCUUCAGGUUUGACGACGCGCCCGCUGCAGGUGACACAUUCAAGCUGAAGCGGAAGAUAUCCAAACGGAGCGAGGUUAACUCAAAGACUUCGACUCUCAACACCCAGUACCGUUAUCCGACAGUCGAAGAUGCCUCUGAAGCAGCAUCUGUAGCCAGACGAGUAGACAGCAACACUGCAGCCGGCAAGCGACCGCCGAACUCACCAUUCAAAGCGCCCACACCAAAGCGACGUCGAACGUUGCACGCUUCUGAGCUAGUGGAUGAAGUGGCUGAGGCCAACGGAUCGUACCAUAGCCAGCUCCAGGAAGCUCUGAGUGGCAGCAAGCGGAGAGCCUCUCGUAAUGAUCGCCAUUACGACAUCGCCGACCCCGAUGUUCUCGCAGAACGCAAGAUGCUUCGGCCUAGAAAUCCAACCCCAAGUCAGCGGCGGCGCGAUAAGAUCGAGGCGGAAAUCAGAGAGGCUGCAGAGCAGUUUGCCGAGCAGGAGCCUGAAGCAUUGGAGGCUGUCAUGGAGCAGAUCGAAUCGUCUAUGGUGUCAGGAACUCCUCCAUCUAUCGAGCAACAAGCGAAUGUGGUGGCCAACGAAGUCGCCAAGUUCAGCCUGCGCGUCCAAAAGGCGUCCGGCGACUAUGCUGAGCGGAAACGAUCCGUUACCACCCAAGACUUCUUUAACGAGGCCGUCAUGGUCAUGCGAUUGAUUCGCGAGAAAGCUGGCCGUCAAAGUGGGCUCGGUAGUGUCGCAGAGUCUGACCAAGAAGCCAUCAGUGAGGGCGAUCAGUCUGGGCAGGAUCUAUCAUCCCUGCGAGUGUCUAGACCACCAUCCCGAGAAGCUGUGAGUGGGUGGCGGCCUCGAAACUCUCAGCCUACCGACGCCAGAGUUAUCAGCCAUCUCCGUCGCUUCCAGGAGCGGGAUGAUACCGAAUUCCUGGCCCAGUCUGUCAUCUCGGCACAUGCUGAUGAUAAUGAUGUUCCAGAUGUGGUAGUAGACGAGCACUCCAACAUCCGUAUCAGGGGUCCCAUGCUGAUGCGCGAUCACCAUGCCGACGAAGAACAUAGCCGCCCAUCAACACAACACUCACAACAAAGCUCGCUCGCUUCCCACUCCAGCCAGAACUCGGAUGCUACAUCUACAGGCCGGACGGUGCUUUCGCGUAAGUCUGAGAAUCUUGGUAACCUGGCACCAGAUGCCGUAGCUCAUCUUAUCGGCGAACAAGUUGGUGCCAUGACAUAUGACAGAGACAGACAGCAGUGGGUCAAGGCUCGAAGCCCCAAAAAACAAGCUUACGGCAGUUUCCUCGAGCCACCAAGUAACAUUACCAGCGACGAUGAUCCGUUCCGCGAGAUAUCGGAUCUGCCUGUCGACGAGCACAAGGAAGAGGAGAUUAGGAAAGCCAGCGCGCAACGAAGGCCGAGUGCCGUACAAUUUGAAGGCCGGCCUGUUUCAGCAUCCGGGGCUGAGCUCUACAUGGCUGCGCAGAUCGAGUCUCGUACAACCUCACAAGAGACAGUGCUGAAUCGGCCCACCACACGAGACAGUAAAGUAUCUUGUCAUACCUACUCCAGCUCAGAUCCAUCGCGGUAUACUGCCUUCGCCUCAAGUCAGCAACAGACCAAUGAGACUCGUGCGACAUCAUGGGGUGAUGACGACUUGCAUCGACUGGCUGCACAGGGUAAGGCCCAGCAGCAACCGCUUGCAUAUGCCGCGGCACAAGCUGCAUUAGCCAUCGCUCAUCGCAACGAGGCUACCGAGACUCUGCAAGGGGUUGUGGAGGAGGAUGAGAGCUGCAUGUCUUCCACAGGUCACGGCCUCCAUGGUCACGUAUCGGCAAGCCUGGAAGACCAGACAAUUGAAGCCAGUCUUGUCGACGAGACCGGAUACUCGGAUGGACUCGCAGUUGAAGAGCUCGAGUCACCGAAGCUUAGACGCGCAUUGCCUACUAUGCCAACAAAUCAGCCAAGCUCGACUUACCGCGGAGCUGCUAGGCAGAUGUCGCUCCGCCGAAAGACGCUCACAAGUCGAUUCAAUGACGCCGAAACCCACGAGCAGAGCGAACUAUCGUUUGUGGCGCCUCUGCCGGGAGAUCGUAUGAUGAGUGUCUCGCUGAGUGUUUCGAGGCCGAUGAGCAAACGUCAGCAAGGACAUGUGAUCGAGGCACCAUCAUCACCCGCUAAGUACGAUCCUAGCUUCAUGCUUAGCGAUCUGCCAGACUUCACGAUUCACGAGGAAGACAAAGAGAGACCAUCAGAGAAGGCUCUUGCUCAAAGGCUGGCGCGGCAUGCUGCAGCCGAGGUGGAUGAUCGCUACGCCUUGGCUAUGAAGGACAUGGUCAAGGUCCUCACGGAUGUGAAGGCGGAUGAGCCAUACUGGGAAGAGCUGAAGCAGCUCGAUCUCCACGAUCGGGGUCUUGCUUCCUUGCACGGACUGGACGGCUUUUGCGGAAGAGCACAGGAUCUCGAUGUGUCAAACAACAAGCUAGCAUAUCUCAACGGCGCACCCGCAACUGUGAGGCACCUUAUCGCACGAUCAAAUCAGCUGAGCAGCUUGACACCCUGGAGUCAUCUGAUGAACCUGCAGUACCUUGAUAUCUCCGGGAACGAAUUGCAGAACCUGGAUGGUCUGAGCUGCCUGAUCCACUUGCGCGAGUUGAAGGCCGAUGACAACAAUAUCCAGAGCCUUGACGGGAUCCUACAUCUUGAUGGUUUGCUCAAGCUCAGGGCAAGGAGAAACAGACUGCAGGUUAUCGACUUCGCGCAGAGUCAGCUCGAUCGUCUCGAAGAGCUGGAUCUUUGCGAUAACGGGAUCACUGCCGUGCAGCAUGUGGACUUCUUGCCGGCGCUCAGAUCCUUGAAGCUUGAUCACAACAAGCUCUUGGGGCCUCUGAGGUUCCACGAGCGAAUGCCCAAGAUGAGAUUCGUAUCGCUGAAGGACUGUGAGCUGCGCCACUUGAAUGUGACGUGCCUGCCGGGUAUCAGGACGCUUCUGCUUGAUCAGAACUGCCUGUCGACCGUGCAAGGUAUUGCACAUCUGAAGCGUCUGGAUGUCAUCUCGAUGAGAAAGCAGACUCUGCUUGCUGGUCAAGAUGUCACUCUGCUUGAGGAAGAUCUCGUCGCGCGCACUGUCCACCUCUCUGGCAACAGCCUGCCAAUGAUCUCUUUACCCCACAACCUGCUGAGCGUCCAACACCUCGAGCUGGCAUCCGUAGGUCUCCAAGAGCUACCACCUGACUUCGGCUUGAAGUUGCCAAACCUCGCAACACUCAACUUGAACUUCAACUCGCUCAAAGACAUCAGGCCUGUGCUCAACAUUAACAGACUCGAGCAACUUCUCGUGUGCGGCAGUCGAUUGGACAGAUUACGCAAGACCGCGAUUACGUUGUCGAAAUUGAAGACGCUGAAGACGGUCGACAUCCGCGGCAACGAUCUGACACAGCCUUUCUACCCACUCCAUGCUUGCACCCAGCCGAUAACGAGCGUGAUUCGAAGAAGUGCAUGCGGUGGCAUGGAGGACGACGAAGAUACGAAGGCAGAGGAUGGGGAAUCAAUGAAGUAUCUUCUUCCACCUCUCGAUCCGGGAGCAGAUCGUAUACACUACGAACGUAUGGACGAGGAUGCCAAGUUGCGCAGGAAAGUAUAUCACGCAAUAUUGGCGAAUGGCUGUCCUACAUUGGAGUUCCUCGAUGGACUGGCGUUUGAUAAGAAAGGCGCAAUGGCUAGGGAUGCGACUUGGCAUAAGUUGGUUGAGCUUGGGGUACUGAGGAAGAGUGGCGCCGUCGGAUUGAAAGAGAAUGAGCCUAGUCCUUGA
This is a messenger RNA of Fulvia fulva, 5490 nucleotides long. RefSeq names its product Septation initiation network scaffold protein cdc11. The coding region runs from base 1 to 5490 and encodes 1829 amino acids. Gene Ontology annotation, molecular function: protein binding. NCBI's taxonomy places the organism in Eukaryota, Fungi, Ascomycota, Dothideomycetes, Mycosphaerellales, Mycosphaerellaceae. The record is from RefSeq and is a predicted model, not a curated record. The transcript has a single exon.